AUGACAGACGAGAAAGACAUUGAGCGUACUUCGCGCCUGCUCGCGCGUGCUAAAGUAAAGCGUACUACCAUUAUAUCGCAGAUUCGAGCUAUACAUACUAUGGCGUUGCGCGUACAAUCAGAGCCUGAUCUAGCCUCAGAGUUUGCGUUAAACGCGGCUGAUUUAGACGCGCUAUGGUUUCAAUUUCGGACGGAUGACGAUUCCGUAUUAGACCUUUUAGCGGCGUCCGAUAAGCUCGCCGACUAUUCACCCGACAUGAUAGCGGAGGUACGCCAACUAAUUAACUCGGCUAAAAAUAUCGCCCAGCGGUUAAUCCCGACAGGUGCCGACGCCGUCGACUUGUCGUAUCUCCGAGAGGGGACAUUAAGUGUCCAGAAAUCGCGCGAGGAUCCGGUUAAGUCACUCUCCCGCUUACCUGAUAUACCUCUACCCUCGUUCGAGGGUGAUUACCGAUCGUGGCCCAAUUUUCGCGAUAGAUUUUCCGCGCUUGUCCAUAAGCGAUCUAAUUUAUCAAACAUCGAUAAGAUGUACUAUCUAAUAGGUUGUCUAAAAGGUGCCGCAGCCGACGCUGUCCGAGGCAUACCGGUGUCGGCGGACAAUUACGAGUUAGUAAUGAGCACCUUAUCUGACAAAUUUAAUCGACCGCGUUUGGUCGCCACGUCACUCGUCGACAAGCUACUGCAAUCGUCGGCCAUGACACAAGAGUCGCUUAACGACUUGAACACAUUUGUAGGCACGUUCAGUGAAUCCAUCUCAUUAUUAGACGCGCUAAAAAUACCAGACUCUGGGUCUUUUAUUUUAUUUUCUAUAGCGUUUCGACGUUUACCAGUUUCUACCCGCAAAUUAUUUGAAGCGAAUAGUACAGUCGAUUACCCGUCGAUAGGACAAUUAUUAGACUUUCUCCGGUCCCGAGUGGCCAUUCUCGAAGUUGUGGGCGAAUCCCACAAAAGUAGUACUAAUAAUGCGCCGUCAAAGUCGACAGGCGGCGACGUAUAUGCGUCAAUAAUGGACGGUCGAAAAUUUUCGGUGGACAAAGCUUUACCUACGGCGUUUAGUUCGGUCUUUGGUUGGAUCUUAAUCGGUCCAGUGGACGCCCGAGAGGCUCACCCGUAUCAAUCGGUGCCGGUCGCUAUGACUGUUUCCAUUGAAGGGUUAAUGGAACGGUUCUGGCAGGUUGAGGAGCCAGCGGCUGCGCCCGCGACGUUCACGGACGAGGGGCGUUGUGAAAAAUUAUUUUGUGAACAAUCUAUACGUUUGCCGUGUGGCCGUUUUUCGGUACCGUUGCCCUUUCGUGCUCCGCCGUCAGCUGAUACAUUUGUCGGGUCCCGCGAACUCGCGGUGCGCCGUUUUGACGCACUCGAACGUAAAUUGGCUACAAGCCCUCAAUUAAAAUCUUUAUAUGUCCAAUUCAUGUCGGAAUACAUUUCGCUAGGUCAUAUGUCCGUCGCAACGUCCCCGGGACGUUAUUUUAUUCCGCACCAUGCGGUGUACCGUCCGGCGAUCGACGAAAAUAAAAUACGCGUUGUAUUCGACGCUUCCGCGCAAAGUAGUCGCGGACCGUCAUUGAAUAAUUGUUUGUUUACCGGUCCUAAAUUACAACAGGACAUAGUCGACAUUUUGACUAGAUUUCGGGUCCCCAAGUACGUUUUUACGACCGACAUCUGCAAAAUGUAUAGACAAAUAUUAAUUUUACCGGAAUAUCGUCAAUUCCAACAUAUUUUAUGGCGACCGUCGCCACACGACGCACUUGUAGAAUAUGAGCUAAAUACCGUCACGUACGGCGUUAAUUGCGCGCCUUAUCUCGCUCUACGCGUGUUACAAACUAUCGCAUCCGAUGAUUGCGAUAAUUUCGAGUUUGUGGGUAAUGCGUUGACACGUCAAACCUAUGUCGACGACAUUUGCGACGGGGCAGAUACAAUUUCGAACGUAUUAAAAUUGCAGUCCGAUUUAAUCUCUGUUAUGAACAAAUCGGGAUUAGAACUGAAAAAGUGGGCGUCAAAUACGCCACGCGUUUUAGACGCGGUAUCAGCCGCAGAUCGCGUGUGUGCGCCUAUGCCAUUCGAAUCGGUCGACGGCUACGGUACCAAGGUGCUCGGCUUACAAUGGCAUCCCGAGGGGGAUUUUUUCUGUUGCGCGUUAAGUCUCGACUCAGCACCCGUAUGCACUAAACGUGGCAUUCUUUCUUUAGUAGCGCGUAUAUUCGACCCGCUAGGUGUGUUCGCUCCCGCGGUAUUUUUAGCUAAGUCUAUAAUGCAGCGUACCUGGCAACUUGGCAUGACUUGGGAUGAGCCUUUACCAAACAAUAUUCACGACGAAUGGAUCGCGUUCGUCUCCGACUUACCGUCGUUAUUAAAUAUUCGGGUUCCGCGUCAUUUGAACUCGAGUCGCGGCGCGCCGUGCUAUUUAAUUGGAUUUUGUGACGCCUCGCAACUCGGCUACGCGGCGGUCGUGUAUGUGCGCAUGGCUGACGUCGAUGUUAACGCGUCCGUAUUUUUAAUUGGUACAAAAACUAAAUUAGCGCCCAUAAAAUCAUUAACCAUCCCCCGAUUAGAAUUAAACGCCGCGUUGUUAUUGGCUCGAUGGUUAAGUCGCGUCCGCGACAUUUUGGCCCCGCAACUUAAUAUUGUCGGUAUAAAUGCGUGGUCAGAUUCCACGAUAGUGUUAUCAUGGUUAAGUGCCCCACACGAAGCAUUUAAAAUUUAUGUGUCGAAUCGAGUGCACCAAGUUCGCAAUUUACUGCCGGAUUGUCGAUGGCGGCAUGUUGACUCGGUCAAUAACCCCGCCGACUGCGCGUCGCGUGGCAUCAUGCCGGCUGCUCUAGCGCAGCACAAAUUGUAUUGGCACGGCCCACAACUAGCGUACGGCGACCCAUCGGAAUGGGAUGAUGCUCGUUCGCCGCUACCGUUAUGUGACCUGCCCGAACUUCGUCCAGUGUCCUGCGCCGCCCGUGUUGACGAAAUUAAAGUCGAAUGGUUUAAUCGUUUUUCUAGUUACGACCGUAUGUUACGAGUAGUGGCGUAUAUGCGCCGGUUUAUUGCCGCCGGUAUUCGUCGAGUACGUCGACAACCGGACCACAUCGCGCCCGCAUAUUUGCAAAAGUCGGAACUAGAUAACGCCGCUCGUAUAUUAGAGGCUGAGUCACAGCGCGUACAUUUCGCCGUGCUGUUACAUGAAUUGUCGACAGGUAAACAUGUUUCGUCCAAGCCGCUUGCUCGUUUAGCACCCUUUAUAGACCCGGACGGUGUCAUCCGCGUUGGCGGACGCCUGCGGCAUUCAUUAUUAACUUAUGAUUGCAAGCAUCCGAUUUUGUUGGCCAAGCGUUCGUAUUACGCAUAUUUAUUGUGCCAUCGUUGGCACCUGGUGACUUGUCAUGCGGGCCCGCGAGUUCUUACCGCGCUUAUUUCACGUCGAUUUUGGAUCAUAUCGCUUCGAUCGGUGUUGCAUAGUAUUAUUACAAACUGUUCGGUUUGUGUGCGGUUUGAUGCUAAACGCGUACAGCCGUUAAUGGCAGACUUGCCCGACACUCGUGUCCAACAGCGACGACCCUUCGAACGUGUAGGCGUUGAUUAUGCGGGCCCCCUACAAAUGCGCGAAACUAGACUACGCAGAUCCCGCAUUUUCAAAAUUUAUAUUGCGGUUUUUAUUUGUUUCACUACGAAAGCUGUCCACCUCGAAGUGGUGACCGACCUGUCGACCGACGCCUUUCUAGCUGCGUUCGAUCGUUUUAUUGCCCGUCGAGGUUUACCAAGCGACGUGUUCUCGGACUGCGGCACUAAUUUCGUCGGGGCUGAUAAGAAAUUACGCGCGCUUAUCCACAGCCCGGAGGGCCGGGCCGCUAUCGCCAAUUCGCGUGCUAUCUGCGAGUGGCACUUCAAUCCGCCUAGCGCCCCCCAUUUCGGAGGCUUAUGGGAAGCGGCGGUGCGAUCGACGAAACGCCUUUUAAUACGAGUCAUAGGGACACACAUCUUCACGUACGAAGAGUUUACGACCAUAUUAGCGCGCGUAGAGGCCGUUUUAAACUCGCGUCCGCUCACGCCCGCCUCGACGGAUCCGCAUGAUCUCGAGUGUUUGACGCCUAGUCAUUUUUUAAUAGGUCAACCGCUUCUUACCGUUCCGCCUAGAUCGGGUCCAGAGCCCGCCCGUAGUUUAACCGAUCGGUGGAAGUUGAGGGAUCAGUGCCAUCAGUCUUUUUGGCGCCGUUGGUCCUCUGAGUAUCUGACUACGCUACAGGAGAGGUCCAAGUGGACCAAGGGUGUCCCCAAUGUGAAGGUGGACGAUAUGGUCGUGGUAGUAGACAACCAAAGCCCCCCCCUAAGGUGGCGACUCGGUCGUAUAGUAGAGUUGUUUCCAGGUACUGAUGGUCAUGUCCGUGUCGCUCGAGUUAUAACGCAAGCAGGUAGCGUCGUACGACCAGUGGUUAAACUCGUGCUGUUACCCACCAAGUAA
Metopolophium dirhodum (rose-grain aphid) is the source of this 4446-nucleotide messenger RNA. RefSeq lists its product as uncharacterized. Gene Ontology annotation, molecular function: nucleic acid binding. NCBI's taxonomy places the organism in Eukaryota, Metazoa, Arthropoda, Insecta, Hemiptera, Aphididae. The record is from RefSeq and is a predicted model, not a curated record. The coding region runs from base 1 to 4446 and encodes 1481 amino acids. Gene Ontology annotation, biological process: DNA integration. The transcript is spliced from 2 exons.